AUGUACAAGUGCAUUACAUGCCAACCGUCACUCCAAACAAAUGAUAACUACUAUUCAUUUGCAAAGGCAACUCCUGGUAUCAAUAAACCACCAAAAGUUAGGAAACCUCCUUAUAUUCCAACUAAUAUUCAAUGUUCAGGCUUAAAUGGUGGACAAAAUGCAUUGUCGCCAAAGCAUACACUUUGUGGUGAUUUAAAUCUUGGAUUCAUCCCAAAGAAUCCAAUGGGACAGGAUGUCAUGGAUCAGCCAUAUCCAUUUGAAAUCAUCAAAAACAAAACCCUUCAUUUUUUGGCUAAUGCGCUACCAGUGCUUAAACAGAGGAUAAAUACGAUCCCAAAAGUGGCAAAACUAUACAAUCGACAUAAACAGCAAGAUAUUUAUGAUAACAUAAACGGAGCGCCAUAUCAACGAAGAUUCAUCCGUGAAGUCAAAAAUGAUGUGUCAAUUAAUGAAACCAAUGUUAAGACUGAUAUGAAUGUAACUGACAUUUUAAGACAGACUCUUUGUGACGGCAAUUCAAUAUGUCAGGCAAUAGAUGCGCUUAAAACUGACGGUCCGUUUUCAAAAAAUUUUCUGACUAACGUUGUGUCGGCAGUCAGUAACGCGGCAGCAAUCGGUAAUUUAGGUUCAAUGAGUAAUUUAGCCUCAAUCGGUAACUUAGCCUCAAUUGGUAAUUUGGCCUCAAUGGUCAACCAAUACGGCACUCAAGUGUUGUCCACUUUGUCGGCAUUUGGCGGUUCAAACAAUGCUAAUUAUAAUCCAUUGAUUUCUAUAAUUGAUUAUAUUUUAAGUUAUCAAAACUCGAAUAAAGUUCCAUCGAGACGACGAAAACCACUCGAACCCGAAGAUCUAUUGCCAGAACCAUCGGAUCAACCGACCACUCCUUGUCCAGCAAUUGAAGAAUAUAUAUCACCGACAUUUGCUCGUAAUUAUCAAGGAAUCUGGAAAUAUGUGGUUCAGAUUCCCAGUGAAGGAUAUUUCACGCAAACCAUUCAAAAAACAACCUGUUUGAAAACCAAAUGUGACCUAGUAGAGGGUGGGGCUUGUACUGAAUCACAAAGAUGGGUCAGUUUACUAGUGGCUGAAAUAUUUUAUCCUGACGUCUACUUUCCAGUAAAUCCCGAACCGGCUGUAAAUUAUAAUCAAAAUAAUCAAAUAAUAAGCGUUAAAAAUAAUCACAAAUUAAAAACAAGAGUAACACCAUUGCAUUUGCAACCGUUUGGCAAUGAUUUGAGACGAAUGGAUGUCUCGGAUGAACCACAACCAACACAACCACUUCAACCGCAAUCAAAAGUACAACAACAACACCAACAACAACAACACCAACACCAACAACCAUCCCGACCAGUAUUACCACAACUGGCAAAACAGUAUAUCACUCCACGAAAUGCCAGAAAAAUGAUGAACAAACCUAAACAUCCAGAUUAUGAUAUGGAGGACGAGUUGACCACAAAGAGUACUAAACAACAGACCAAAGAGUGUGAUGGUUACGAUAAAAUCGGUUGUUUUGUGGUCCGAGUCUAUUACGACUGGUUUCUGGUAAACGGCAGCUGUAAGUGCUGGAAGUCUACCAAAGGCUCGCAAUUAAAUAGUAUUAAUGAAGCCAUCAAAAGGAUAUUCAUAGGCAAGUGGUAG
Oppia nitens is the source of this 1635-nucleotide messenger RNA. RefSeq lists its product as uncharacterized. Gene Ontology annotation, biological process: regulation of Toll signaling pathway; innate immune response; central nervous system formation. Gene Ontology annotation, cellular component: extracellular region. The transcript has 10 exons. The record is from RefSeq and is a predicted model, not a curated record. Gene Ontology annotation, molecular function: Toll binding; growth factor activity. NCBI's taxonomy places the organism in Eukaryota, Metazoa, Arthropoda, Arachnida, Sarcoptiformes, Oppiidae. Bases 1 to 1635 code for a protein of 544 amino acids.